UUAUGGUUAAUAACGCCCAUCGCUACGCACAGUCGGCCUGUACCAUCGUGUUAUUUCCCAAAGGAAACUGGGACGGCUCGUUUUUUAUAAAAUUAUCUAUAAAUUACUUUAAAUAGUGAUCCCAAUCAAGGAUCACUAAACGAACCUGGGAUUCAUAGAAGAAAUUAUAACCAAAAUGAGUAAGAUUAUCCCGUCAGCUGCCAAGCUUUUAACGGCAAACACGAUCACGAAAGGGGCCGCCCCAGUUGUUACGGCUAAAGCGAAAUACAGCACCAAAAAUGAAGCUACAUUUGAAAUCAAGCCAUACAAACUCCACAAACUGGACAAGGGUCCAGCAACCACAGCCAAGUUAACUGCCGAGGAUGCUUUGAGGAUGUACGAGAACCUGGCGAUGGUACGACGAAUUGAAGUGGCUGCCGGUAACCUGUACAAAGAGAAGAUCAUUCGUGGUUUCUGUCACUUGUAUUCAGGACAAGACGCGAUCGCCGUCGGUAUGCGGGAGGCGAUGCGCGACGUCGACUCGGUGAUCACGGCGUAUCGCUGCCACGGCUGGACGUACCUCAUGGGCGCCAGCGUGCUGGGCGUGCUGGCUGAGCUGACGGGGCGCCGCAGCGGCGUGUCGCGCGGCAAAGGCGGCUCCAUGCAUCUCUACGAGCGGAACUUCUACGGCGGCAACGGCAUCGUUGGGGCGCAGGUGCCUUUAGGCGCGGGCGUUGCGUUUGCGCAUAAGUACCUCGGCGACGGCGGCGUCAACUUCGCGUUGUACGGCGACGGCGCCGCGAACCAGGGGCAGCUGUACGAGGCGUACAACAUAGCCAAACUCUGGGACUUGCCCUGCGUGUUUGUCUGCGAGAACAACGGAUAUGGUAUGGGCACGAGCGUGGAUCGGUCCUCCGCCAGCACGGAAUACUACAGCCGCGGUGACUACAUCCCCGGCAUCUGGGUCGACGGAAUGGACGUCGUAGCUGCAAGGGAAGCCACCAGGUUCUGCAUCGAUUACUGCACCAGUGGGAAAGGCCCCCUUGUAAUGGAGAUGGAGACAUACCGGUACUCGGGGCACUCGAUGUCGGACCCCGGCACCUCGUACCGCACGCGCGACGAGAUCCAGGAGGUGCGCCAGACCCGCGACCCCAUCACCUCCUUCAAGGACAAGAUCCUCAGCCACGAGCUCGUCACACCUGAGCAACUCAAGGAGGUGGACAGCAAAGUGCGCAAAGAGGUGGACGAGGCCACCAAGCAGGCUAAGACAGAUCCUGAGAUCGGCAUGGAGGAGCUCGCGGGCGAUAUCUACUACAACAACCUUCACGACGAGAUCCGCGGCAUCCUCCCUGACCAACCGUUGAAACACGUUGAGGUCUCGCCGCGUUCGUAGACCUCCUUGUAAGACCUUCAAUCAACACACGACUAGAUAACGCAAUCAAUCAAUAAUACUUUAUUGUUAAACGAUAUAUACAAAGGACAUAAACAUACGAUGUGUGCUUAUUUUUAUAAGCACAAUAGGCGGCCAUUUCUGCCAGGCAACCUUUUAGUACGGUAUCACGGAUUCGAAACCACUUAACUCGACUUUGUGAGUUUGAAUUCGCGUGGAUCAUGGAUAAUUGAUAAUUUUGUAUCAUGUGGUGUCCAGGAUUUGUGUCCGGUUUAAGGCAAUAGACUUGUCCCUAUUACAUGGGACUCGAAUAUAGUUGGCGGAGAGUGGGUGUAUACUAUACACUGCUUUCCUCUGGAAAGUAUUAUACAAUAUAAUAUAACAAGGGAACGGUGCCACAUUUGUGCGAUGUUUUCGUUCGUGAGCCGUUAUCUAGUUGUUAUUGUUGAGCGAAGGUUUUUAGUUAAUACGACCUUAGUUUAUAAUCUGAUUCGCCUGUUGUACUAGCAACGCUAUUUGAUUAACUAGAAUCGUUAAAAUAUCAUAACAGUUAUAUGCAGGGUAUUAGUGACAUCGUAACGAAAACUUUGAGGGAUGAUUCAGACCAUGAUUCAAGUGGAUUUUUCCGUUGCAAAAGUUUGGAACUGAAAAAAAAAACACUAAAAUUUUCAUUUUUCUGACAGGGAAUUCCGCGUAAUAUAAACUCAGAAUCAUGGUCGGAAUCAUCCCCUUCGGUAUUCGUUACGAUGUCACUAACAACCAUACGUACUUGUAUGGCAACCUGUACGUAAUUGUAUGUGGUGUAAGUGACAUCGUAACAAAUACUGAGAGGGAUGAUUCAGUUCAUUAUUCUGUUAAUAUCAAGUUUAAUUUUCCAUCGCAAUAGAGUUCAUGAUUGAACUUCUGUCCCUAUUGAAUGAUCGGUGUUGCCAGUGUUGAUAUUAUGAAAUUUUAGUAGAUUUCUAACCGUGACGCGGACUAUAACGAAAGGUCGUUUAGAUAUAAUUAUGCCUAAACAGAAGUCGUUUCCCUAAUAUGUUUAAAUCGAAUAAUACGACAGUAAUUUCAUUUUAAUUAUAAAUCGGUUUAAUUUUAUUAGCAAUUUUGUAUUGACAGUUGUUGCAGGGGUCGAUUUAGACAUAUUAGGGUUUUAUAGAGAUUCAUUUGUAGAUAAAAUGUUUUGGGAAUACGUAUUCCGAAACGUUGUCGCAAGUGUUAGGUACCUAUCACUAGUAUGUUGUUUUAUUAAGCAAUCACUGUGGAUCAUAAAGAUUUUUCUAUUCUAAUUUGAGAAUAUUUUGUGAUUUUUAGGUGUAAGCUAAAAGUGAUACUGCCAACGCGAAAUUUUGUAUCCAUGUUGUUAUUUAUAGUCAUCAUCAUGCCCUGCACAUGUAUAUUAUUUAUUUUUAAGAAUAUAUCAUUUAUUAAAAAGA
Messenger RNA from Pectinophora gossypiella (pink bollworm), 2802 nucleotides. RefSeq names its product probable pyruvate dehydrogenase E1 component subunit alpha, mitochondrial. Gene Ontology annotation, molecular function: pyruvate dehydrogenase (acetyl-transferring) activity. NCBI's taxonomy places the organism in Eukaryota, Metazoa, Arthropoda, Insecta, Lepidoptera, Gelechiidae. The transcript is spliced from 8 exons. Gene Ontology annotation, biological process: pyruvate decarboxylation to acetyl-CoA. The coding region runs from base 176 to 1372 and encodes 398 amino acids. The record is from RefSeq and is a predicted model, not a curated record. Gene Ontology annotation, cellular component: intracellular membrane-bounded organelle.